GAUUGGUCACGAUUCGCCUACACGCAAUAUGUCACCAACAGCUUGUACCUCUGCAACUCGGUCAUGCUGUUGGAGAGACUGCACCAUCUCGGGAGCCGCGCCGACAGAGUGCUGAUGUAUCCCGAGAAGAUGCUCCCGGAUCCCGAAACGUGGGACGACGGAGGCUUUCAAGACGCAGAGCUGCUGAUCAAGGCGCGCGACGAGUACGGCGUGAAGCUGAAGCCGAUUCAGGUUCAGCAUAGAGAAACCGUAGAUGAUACUUGGUCCGACUCUUACACCAAACUCCUCGCCUUCAACCAGACGCACUACGAGCGUGUCAUUGCCAUUGACGCCGACGUCGCCCUUCUGAAGCACAUGGACGAGCUCUUCCUCCUGCCGCCAUGCCCCGUCGCCAUGCCUCGCGCAUACUGGCUCCUCGACAAAGCAAACAUGACGUCCCGCAUGGCGCUGCUGGCCUCGCACGUCAUGGUCAUCCAGCCGAGCGAGCGCGAAUUCGCCCGCAUCCAGAGCCGCGUCGAGCGCGCUGCCGACGACGAAUACGACAUGGAGCUGCUCAACAAGAUGUACGCCGACACGGCCAUGGUGCUCCCUCACCGGCCUUACACGAUGCUUUCGUCUGAGUUUCGCGAGACGAAUCACGGCUUGUAUCUCGGCUCUGAUGAUGAUGAUGCUGGGGAGUGGGAUCCGGCGGCGGUGCUGCGGGAGGCCAGGACGGUCCAUUUCUCGGAUUAUCCUGUGCCGAAGCCGUGGAAGAAGAAGUUGACCGCGUGGGAUGAGAUGAACAUCCGCGACUUGGAGCCUAGAUGCGAGGUGAAGAAGGGUGAGGAGGAGGAGGAGGAGGAUUGCUCGGCGAGGGAGGCGUGGAGGUGGUUGUACUCUGACUUUCGAGAGCGCAAAGCAGUGAGUUUUUUUUUUAGGAAGCUGAAUGUCGAAUGA
Messenger RNA from Trichoderma reesei QM6a, 936 nucleotides. RefSeq lists its product as uncharacterized. NCBI's taxonomy places the organism in Eukaryota, Fungi, Ascomycota, Sordariomycetes, Hypocreales, Hypocreaceae. Gene Ontology annotation, molecular function: glycosyltransferase activity. The transcript is spliced from 2 exons. The record is from RefSeq and is a predicted model, not a curated record. The annotation marks the transcript as partial.